This is a messenger RNA of Equus quagga, 1290 nucleotides long. RefSeq names its product paired immunoglobin like type 2 receptor alpha (gene PILRA). NCBI's taxonomy places the organism in Eukaryota, Metazoa, Chordata, Mammalia, Perissodactyla, Equidae. The record is from RefSeq and is a predicted model, not a curated record. The coding region runs from base 94 to 1077 and encodes 327 amino acids. Gene Ontology annotation, molecular function: MHC class I protein binding. The transcript has 7 exons.
GAAGGAAGUGCUGGUCACUCGGGGGUGGGCGGGUUUGAGGAAGGCUCCCACCCUCCCUCUGUCCUCUGGAGGAGGCUGAUCCUUGCUCUCCAGAUGACAAGAGUUCCCCAAGGUGGCCCCUACAUAGGGCCUCCCUACAGUGCUGUUUGUCUUCUCAUCUCCCUGGAGGAGAGCAGGGCGAUGGGGCUGCCCCUGCUGCUGCUGCUGGCAUCUUUGCAGGCUGGUAGCUCGGCAGGAUCCAAUCCAAAGACUGGCUAUUGGGUCGACCAACCAGAGCACCUCUCAGCCCCCCAGGGUGGCUCCAUCCACAUCCCCUUCUCCUUCAAUUACCCCCGGGUGUUAACCAAGGUUCACAACUUGAGUAUAUCCUGGAGACGGAAGCACUUCCAUGGGGAGUUCAUCUACAACAUGACCCCUCAUUUCAUCCAUAAGGAUUACAAGAACCGGCUCUUGCUGAACUGGACGGAGGGUUCAAAGAAUGGCUCCCUCCAGAUCUCGAAUCUGCGGCGGAAGGACGAAAGUGUCUACUUCUGCCGGGUCCAGUUGAACACACUGAUUGGCUACAAGGAGAUGUGGCAGUCCAUCCUGGGGACCAACCUCAUGAUCACCCGCGCUGUCAAGAAGACCACCCUGGGCCCUACCACCACUGCCACCACCACCACAGCUGACCUCAGUGUCUCAGAGGGCCAAAAGAGCUCAGGGUUUUGGCCCCUGAGUCUGGGAGCCACAAUUGGGGUGGCGCUGGCUGGCGCUGUACUCCUAACCUUGAUUUUGGGACUGAUGGUCUACCUGAGGUGGAAGAAAAAGAAAGGUCUGCGGACUAAAGCCAGAACCCCAGCCAGGGGAUCCUUCCAGAACACUGAGGAGAAGUACGAGAAUAUUGGGAAUAAAGAGGAGAAGUACGAGAAUAUUGGGAAUAAAGGACAAUAUACAGACCCCAAGCUGGACCCCAAGGAUGACGGCAUCCACUACGCCUCCCUUGCCCUCUCCAGCUCGACCUCACCAGCAGCACCUCCCUGCCCCCCUCCCCAUGGGAGCCCCCAGGAAGAGACCCUAUACUCUACCUUGAAGGCCUAAGGAGCAGACUGAGGGACGACUUCCUUAGAGUAAGCUGUGUGGAGGGUCUCAGCUUCCAAUAAUAACCCGGGCCACACACACACACGACUCAGAAGCCAGCAGGUGUUGAAGGCCACCAGGGACCUGAGACAGAGCCAUCUGCUCCAGUUCCCUCUUCAACUUCCUAGCCUUGCCCACCAAAAUAAAAGUACCCAGAGAAUUUUCCUGAAUGCA